AUGUUCAAAAGAUCUAAAGUGACAGAUGGGACGGGCGCUGGCCAAGUGGGCAUCAAGAAGAAAUCUAGGGUCCCUGGAGUAAUGAUUACACAGUUUAUAGAGACGCUGCCUGAGGGGAAGAGCCAUCCAGACUUUACUCGCAAGCCAAUUGCUUUGACCAUCCAAGAAGGCAAAUUUGCCUUCUUUAAAGCCAUUGUCACUGGAGACCCCAAGCCCACUGUGGCGUGGAGCAGAAAUAACGGAGAUGUCUCUGAUACGUCAAAAUAUCAAAGCAAAUAUGACCCCAACUCCAAUGAGCACACAUUUGAGAUGCCCAAUGUCAAGGCUGAUCAAGCAGAUACAUAUAAGUGUUUUGCGACAAAUGAAUAUGGACAAGCCUUUGUCACGGUUGUUCUGAACGUUAUUGAAGUUGGCUUCAAAAAAAAGAAAGCAGUUCAGCAAAAUGCGACAGAAACCAUCAAUGGUGAUUUUAAGACAGUUCUAAGAAAAAGUAAAGUGGUUCCCAAAGCAGCGCAAACAGAAAAAAAGGAUGGUGAAAUAGAUCCAAAAUUUUGGGAGCUGCUCCUGAGUGCUGACAAAAAAGACUAUGAGAGAAUCUGUGCUGAGUAUGGAGUGACUGACUUUCGCUGGAUGCUGAAAAAACUCAAUGAAAUGAAGAAAGAGCGAGAAGAAGAACAGGCCGAGUUUGUCAGGAACAUAUCUAACUUGCGGCCUAUCCGGGUCAAUGCAGAUGGUACUGCCUCCUUCGAGAUUGACAUGGAUCUUAUUGAACAGAGCAGCUCCAUUUACUUGUAUAAGGAUGGUGAAAUGGUCCCAUACACAAAGGAACUGGGAGACACGAUGAAGCACAGCCUGAGGAGAGUAGGGAGAAAGUAUAUUUUCAGCAUGAGGGAUCUCAGGCCAGACGACGGUGGAUUCUACCAGUUGGAUGUAGAAGAUGUGAAUAUUUUUUCCACAGAUUUUAAAAUUCCCAUGGUGGAUUUCUUGGUGAAAAUCCAGGAAGUGAAGGCAAUGGAGAGAGAGGACGCAGUUUUUGAGUGUGUUAUAUCAAAACCUCUUGCCAAGAUUUCAUGGUUUGGCAAGAAUCUGCCCUUGGAGCAAGGAGAUAAAUAUGAUAUUGAGGUUUCUGAAGACAAGCUCAUCCACAGACUGGUGGUCAAAGACUGCAUGGUGGUAGACAAAGGAAUUUAUUCCGCGUGUGCCGGAAUAAAAUCCUGCAAUGCCUGGCUCGUCGUUGAAGCUGAUAAAGAUGCAGAUCAGGGCAAGAAGUCAGUGAGGAAAACAACAAAGGCCGGAGGAUCGGGUAUGGAUCUGCAGAAGGUGGCCCAAGAGCAAAAUGCAAAGUUGGAGAAAGAGAAAGAGGAGGUGAAAGCUGCAAAAGAAGCUGAAGUUGUGGCACCAAAACCAGGCAGCGAUAAACCAGCAGACGUGACACCAACUAGACCGGUUGUGAAGGGGGAAAGCAACGUUAAGGAGACAAAACCUGAGCUGCCACCUGCAGCUCCAACAAGUGAGCCUGUGAUUACAUGCGGACUCACUGAUAUAUAUUGUCUGCGUGGGAAGCCAGCUGAAUUAAAAGUCACAAUGAACAUGGACUGCGAAGGCAUCUGGUUUAAAGACGGAGAGCCGCUAAACACAGGCGCUGGGAUCAACAUAAGCAAAGAUUCCACCUCUCACACACUGACUUUUCAACACUGCAGAGAUGGUGACUCCGGCGUUUAUCGCUUUGUAUCAGGGGAUCAGAGUACGCAGGGAAAAGUCACAAUUGGAGAUGUACCUGAAUUUGACCCAGAGGACCUUCACAAAUUCUCCAAGCCCUUGACAGUAAGAGUGGGCCAAAACGCCACUUUCAAAAUGCCUUUCGCGGUCCAGGAGUCUCUGAUUGUUAACUGGUAUAAGAAUGGCACUGAGGUCAAAGACGGCGGAGGAGUCAAGAUUGUGAGGGAGCCCAAUCACAGCCGGCUGCUCCUCAGAGACUGCCUACGGUCAGACACAGGGGAAAUUAAAAUCCAGCUCAAAAACGCAUUUGGGGCCGUGGAGGCCACAUCUCAGCUUUUUGUGCUUGAUCGUCCAGCUCCACCAGAGGGUCCGGUGGAGAUUCUAGAAACCACCUCGUCUCUAAUCGAGAUCAAAUGGAAACCUCCCAAAGACGAUGGUGGUUCCGCUGUCACCAACUACAUCAUAGAGCGACAGCAGCAAGGCCACAAUCGGUGGGUUAAACUCGGGGAUGUCUCUGGCGAUAAGACCUCCUUCAGGGAUAGGAAUGUGACUCACGGAAAGAAGUACAACUACCGCAUCUACGCAGAGAACUCUGAGGGCCUCAGUGACAUGCUGGAGACUACUGAUAGUAUUAUGGCCGGCAUAAUGAUACUUUCUGGACCACCUGGUGCCCCCAAAGCGGUGAGUACCUCAAAGACCUGUAUUACAUUAAUGUGGACCCCUCCGGAGGAUGACCGAGGGGUGCCCAUCAUUGGUUAUCAACUGGAGAAACGCAAAAAAGACACAAAUCAGUGGAUUCCCCUCAAUGCAGUCAAUGAGCCCAUUGAAGAUGUGAAUUACGCAGUUAAAGAUGUCACUGAGGGAGCACAGUAUGAAUUCAGGGUUCUGGCAAUUAAUGAGUCAGGGGCAGGGGAUCCGAGUCCCCCCUCUGCAAUGGUGUGUGCAAAGAAUCCCAACAUGAGACCUCAUUUCAAAGACCCGGAGGACUUCAUUGUCGUCAGAGCAGGAAAUUCAGCACGUGUAAAAAUUUGCUAUGAGGCUGAACCUCCACCUGAAAUCACAUGGCUCAAGGACGAUGAACCAACACCCCCAUGGAUUCAAAUAAUCAAUUCAGAGGGAAUGUCCCAGCUUGUUAUUCCGUCAUCCAAACGUUCAGACUCUGCCAUCUACACCAUCAUCGCCAAAAACUCUGUCGGGCAGGCUUGCUUUGAUGUUGAGGUUAGAGUUACAGAUGAACCCAAGUGCCCAGGACCAGUGGAGCUGGAACAAACCGUCCAGGGGAAAGUGGUUAUAUCAUGGGCUCCCUCCCCAGACCAGGGGCUUGAUGACAGACUUUACUACAUGGUAGCUCAACGCGACUCAAAUACCAGGAUAUGGAAAACUGUGGCAGACCGCCUCUUCACUAACACGUACACAGCCAACAACAUUCUUCCUGGGCUGGAAUACCAUUUCAGGGUCUACGCCAAGAAUGACAUGGGCCUCUCGGACCCAUCUCAGUCACCAACAUGGGGAAUGAAUAGUAACAAAGUCCCAAUUGUCUGCAAUGCAUUCAACUCAUCACAUAUCAGCUUUGAAAGGCCCCCAUCCAUCUUGGUCCCCCUGAAGGUCCACACCCCCCCCAAAGGCUACCAGGUCUACAUGACGUGCGCUGUGCGAGGAUUCCCUACACCCACCGUCUCCUGGUUCCUCAAUGACCAGUGCAUCAACUCAGACAGCAACUACUACAUCACCAACUCCUUUGGCGUAUGCUCCAUGUAUAUUCUCAGAGUGCGGCCAAAGGACAGCGGCGAGUACAAAGUGGUUGCAGUCAACUCCUUUGGCAAGGCAGAGUGUUCCACUAAACUCAUUGUUAGAGAAUGACACAAAAAAUGACAUCAUCUGACAUGUACUUUUAGUGCAAAGGGUUUCGGAAAAGUCUCCUGUAAAUGGCUGAAACUUCCAGAGCAAUCAAAUAUUAACUUAUGUCUUUAAAAUGCUGC
Messenger RNA from Dunckerocampus dactyliophorus (ringed pipefish), 3698 nucleotides. RefSeq names its product immunoglobulin-like and fibronectin type III domain-containing protein 1. The record is from RefSeq and is a predicted model, not a curated record. Gene Ontology annotation, molecular function: protein binding. NCBI's taxonomy places the organism in Eukaryota, Metazoa, Chordata, Actinopteri, Syngnathiformes, Syngnathidae. The coding region runs from base 1 to 3579 and encodes 1192 amino acids. The transcript is spliced from 23 exons.